Molecule: messenger RNA, 615 nt
Organism: Henningerozyma blattae CBS 6284
Lineage: Eukaryota; Fungi; Ascomycota; Saccharomycetes; Saccharomycetales; Saccharomycetaceae
Exons: 1
Coding region: 1-615 (204 amino acids)
Source: RefSeq, a predicted model, not a curated record
AUGGACCUUUUAAAUAUUCUGUUUGGUAAAGAACUCAACACAUCCUAUUCUGAACAAACCAUUCUGAAAUGUUUGGAAUUCAAAUUGGAACAGGAAAGAACAAAACAACAAUUCUAUAAAUUGGAAAACUUGAACAAGAGUUUGGAAAUUUAUAAACUCAUGCAUGGCUGCACACCCACCACAACCACUGCUCCUCCGCCCAAGCCUUACAAGUUCCCUCCAGAGAAUAAUCGUGUGUCAAAAAGAACUUCGUCCCCAGCAAAGAUUGGAUCUAGAGGUGUAGUUCAAUUGAAUCAAAAAUUAUCGCUUCAUGAAACUGGGCUCGAAGAUGAAGAUGAAACUCUCACCCCCAUCACAAUCAAUCAAACAACAAACGGUUAUGAUUCGUUCAAACAAUCACCCUUGCAAGCACACAAGAGAAACUUGUCAUUGCCAAGUUUAAAUAAAUUGUAUAUCCCAGAUACUACUCAAUCCCCCACCACCAUCACAGCUUCAGCACAAUCCCCCACUGGACCUCUACGGAAACACCACCCUUAUUCUCGUGGUAGAUCACACACUCGUAGUCAAAGUACGACUAUAGACUUGAAUGAAAUAAUACGAAGGACAAAUUUAUAA